This is a messenger RNA of Drechmeria coniospora, 1644 nucleotides long. Its product is annotated as DNA replication ATPase. Gene Ontology annotation, cellular component: nucleus. Lineage: Eukaryota; Fungi; Ascomycota; Sordariomycetes; Hypocreales; Ophiocordycipitaceae. Gene Ontology annotation, molecular function: ATP binding; single-stranded DNA helicase activity; DNA binding. The coding region runs from base 1 to 1644 and encodes 547 amino acids. Gene Ontology annotation, biological process: DNA repair; DNA-templated DNA replication; regulation of DNA repair. The transcript has a single exon. The record is from RefSeq and is a predicted model, not a curated record.
AUGGCGGUCGACUGUCCGAUUUGCAACAAAGCCGUCAGGCCGUCCGACAUCAAUAGCCACAUCGACUCGGGCUGCGUCGACUUCGUCGUCGUCGACAAGGAAGCGACGCCGCCGCAACAAUCGCAGCAGAACGGAGCGUCAUCGUCGCAGAAGCGUACCGCCUCCAGCUUCUUCUCCACGCCGGCCCCCAAGCGUACCCUCACGGGCGACAAGAUCCUGCUGCCGCUCGUCAACGGUGGUGCCGUGACGACGGGCAAGAAGAGGACCUUUGAAGAGGGGCCCGGUGCGGACGAGUCGGAGAAGCGAUACGGGCCGGCCGCCGAGGGCGAGGCCGAGGCGGAUGGCGAUGGCAAGGUGGUCAAGAGGACGAAAACGCUGCGGGCGGCACCGUUGGCCGAGAGGAUGAGACCAAAGACGCUCGAUGACGUCUGCGGCCAGGAGCUCGUCGGGGCCAACGGCGUCCUGCGGGCGCUCAUCGACUCGAACCAGGUGCCCUCCAUGAUCCUCUGGGGCGCUUCCGGCACGGGAAAGACGACCAUCGCGCGCUGCAUCGCCCAGGUGGCCGGCAGUCGCUUCGUCGAGCUCAACGCGACGAGCACGGGCGUGGCCGAGUGCAAGAAGCUCUUCCACGAGGCCGCCAACGACCUCGCCCUCACCGGCCGCAAGACCAUCAUCUUCUGCGACGAGAUACACCGCUUCAACAAGGCGCAGCAGGACGUCUUCCUGAAACCCGUCGAGGCCGGCUGCGUGACCCUCAUCGGCGCCACGACGGAGAACCCGUCCUUCAAGGUGGCCAACGCCCUGCUCUCGCGCUGCCGCACCUUUACCCUCCAGCCGCUGUCGACCGAGGACGUGGUCGAGAUCCUGCGACGCGCACGCCGCGCCGAGGAGACCCUCCACCCUCCCACGCCCCUCCUCGACGACGAGAUGAUGGCCUAUCUCGCCCGCUUCAGCGACGGCGACGCCCGGACGGCCCUCAACCUCCUCGAGCUCGCCCUCUCCCUGGCGGCGCGCGAGGGCAUCACCAAGGAAGACAUCAAGUCGUCUCUCACGAAAACGCUCGUCUACGACCGCGGCGGCGACCAGCACUACGACUCCAUCUCGGCCUUUCACAAGUCCGUCCGCGGCGGCGACGCGGAUGCCGCCCUCUACUACCUCGCCCGCAUGCUUCAAUCGGGCGAGGAUCCCCUCUUCGUCGCCCGUCGCAUGGUCGUCAUCGCCUCGGAGGACGUCGGUCUCGCCGACAACACCCUCCUCCCCCUCGCCACCGCCGCCUACACGGCCACCCAGCAGAUUGGCAUGCCCGAAGCCCGCAUCCCCCUCGCCCACUGCGCCGUCGCCCUCUGCCUCGCGCCCAAAAGCACGCGCGCCUACCGCGCCCUCAACAACGCCUACGCCUCCCUCCGCGAACCAGGCGUCGCCAGCCUACCCGUUCCCCUGCACCUACGCAACGCUCCCACCCGUCUCAUGCGCGACCUCGGCUGCGGCGCUCAGUACAAGUACCCCCCCAACUACCGUGAUGGCCAGGUCCGUCAGACAUACCUGCCCGACGCCCUUCUCGGCCGGCACUUCCUCGAGGAUCGCGACUUGGGCACGGAGAUUGAUCCGGAUCUUGUCAUGGAAAACGCGGGCCAAACUGCCUGA